AUGAGUGAAACACAAAAUGAACGAAAAACCUUUACUUUUAGAGUUGUUGAUCUCACAGGAUUAGAUAUACCUAUUGAGUUAGAAGAGAAUACGUCAUUAAUUCAGUUAAAUAAGUUAUUACAAACAAAAUACAACCUUGAUACGUCUAGAUGCGAGUUUUCAACUAACGGAAAACUACUAGAAGAUGAUGCACGACUCACAAGCGAAAUUUUCAAACCAAAUAAAAUUUUAUCAAUGUUUAAUAAUUCUAUGUAUCAGGAAAAGUCUUUUCCACGAGUGGAUAAUGCAUUUAGUGGAAUCGAGCUUAAAUUUACUGAUUGCCAAACAAAUCUUGCUCAAAAACCAAAAUCUAAGGGAAUGAUGUUUAAUAAUAUUAUCCUUGAUAGAAAUAACAUUACAUUACCAGGUGGACAUACAAUUGCCUUUGAUAGACCUUCUAGUUUGAACGAAAUGUUACAAAAUCCAAAUUUCUUCUCCAGAAUUGCAGAAUUAAUGAACAAUAUCCAGAAUGGUGUUCCAGAUGCAGAUGGCGAUGUUGAUUACGACUCAGAUAACUAUUAUGAUAACUAUGACGAUAAUUAUCCAGAAAGACCAGGCUUUGCUACAUUAAUGCAGCCACUAAACCAAGAUAUUGACAUGGACGGUCGACCUGAAGUAUUCGAAGGAAUCCCUGCUGCUAAUUUCGUUGGUCCAUUAGACAUGGACAUGGGAGUACCACCAGACCAAGGCCAGAAUAUGAAUUUGAAUCGUAACUUAACACCACAACAACAAGAAGCUCUUCGUAGAAUAUGUAUGCAGUGCGGAGUUGACCAAUUUACUGCAUUACAAGUAUUUGAAGCCUGUGACUAUAAUGAAAAUAUGACAACGAACUGCUUAAUGUCAAUGACGGCCUAA
Messenger RNA from Trichomonas vaginalis G3, 894 nucleotides. Its product is annotated as UV excision repair protein RAD23 family. NCBI's taxonomy places the organism in Eukaryota, Parabasalia, Trichomonadida, Trichomonadidae. The record is from RefSeq and is a predicted model, not a curated record. The transcript has a single exon. Bases 1 to 894 code for a protein of 297 amino acids.